Penicillium cataractarum is the source of this 2529-nucleotide messenger RNA. RefSeq lists its product as uncharacterized. Lineage: Eukaryota; Fungi; Ascomycota; Eurotiomycetes; Eurotiales; Aspergillaceae. The transcript is spliced from 4 exons. The record is from RefSeq and is a predicted model, not a curated record. Bases 1 to 2529 code for a protein of 842 amino acids.
AUGCUUACAUCCCGUCAACCAUUCGUUCGGCCAUUCUUGUUGUCGAUAUUGGUAGUAUCGACAGUGACAUCCAAACUGCUCCAUCUCUUCCAACAUGCGGGCUCAAUACCGACUGCGCUCUUGGCGCUCUACUUCCCAACAUUCUUUAUACAGGAAGUUUUAUUAUCUGCGGCAACGUGGUUCCUCUUGCAGAAAUCUACAAGUCUAAGAUCAAUUGUGGGAUUAAUACUCGUUCCUGCCACGGCAUCCUUGACAUUUUGCCUCUGUUCCUCCCAAUUAGGGUUCUACUUUGUAACCGGAAGUGAAAUCCGCUGGGAUGCCGUCACAAGCGUUGGAAAUGACGCCGAGGGCAGGAAAUUGAUGCUCAGCGGGCUCAAGUCGUUCCUGGGUAGCGCAGCAAUACUACUCAUCAUGUCAUGGAUUUUCACAAGAGUUUGCUCCGCAGUCUUUGACCCCUGGCUAUCUGCGUUAUUCAGUACUCAACCUACAGAGGAUAUGCACGAGGAGUCUAUGCUCGACAACCCAAAAGCCGCCACUCGAAGAAAACGUCCAGUUCGGCUGUGGACUAUCCUUGGUGUCAUUGGCACGCUUGGGCUUUGGAUAAUCCGCCCCAAAGUGCCAUAUAGCCACAUGUCAGGCGCUAUCCCUUUUACUUUCCUCGAGGCAUUAGUUGCAAGUCCAGCAGAAGCGCAUCAGUCUGGGGACAAUGCUUUCCCAUUACCAGAACUCAUUAGCGAGGGACAUUGGAAGGCACCGGAUGGCCGGUUCAAAGGCUGGUCGCCGAAAUUUGAUAUGGGUACUACAACCUCGCCAGAUUGGGCUUCUGGAAAAUUACCACCAGGCUUUGAACGCUGGAGCCAAAAGAACAAGCAUGUCGUCGGCCCAAAUACAAUCAAAGCAAAUGGAACAGAGCAAAACGCGACCACCAUCAAGAAUUAUUAUAAUCCAGUCAACGAUCCGUUGCGAAUUACGAAUCUCGACCAGAAACUGCUGGAGCCAUUAACCCUGGCCCUCAAGGAUCGUGAUGUUCCCAUCACUCACGUGGUACUUGUGAUGAUGGAAAGCACAAGGAAAGAUGUCUUUCCCUUUAAGUCAGGCUCUCAUCUGCAUCGUGAGAUUCUCAACUCCUACAAGUCCUUGGAUUCGGACUUGCUCCAACAAUUGAGUGCCAAUCUAUCUCACCUAACGCCUAUCUCCGAGAUACUGACCGGCGAAUCUGGCGGUUUCCCCAAGACUAAAAGGGAUGCAGAGUCAUCACUUUGGGAAGAUACGGCUGCAGCUGGUAUGGGCGGGCUCAACGUCAAUGGUGUCUUGACCGGUGGGAGUCUCUCCUUCAAAAGUGAGAUUGUGAACCACUGUGGAGUCUGGCCACUUCCAGUAGACUGGAUGGAUGAGAUCAAGUCCGAUAUCUACCAGCCAUGCAUCAUGCAAGUGCUGGACUUGUUCAAUCAAUUCAAAGAGAGCUCGACCACUGAAUCUUCGAGGGAUCUUCGAGACCGCAAGUGGACAUCCAUCUUCAUGCAGGCUGUGACUGGAGUAUUUGCCGACCAGAAUAUUCUGAAUGACCAGAUGGGCUUCAAAAAGACCGUCUAUCGUGAGGAUAUCGGCCAGAAAGGAGCAAAGCACUACCAUGAUGAUAUAGAAGAGAUCAAUUACUUUGGUUACUCGGAGCGCGAAGUAUAUCCAUACAUGGAAGAUGCAAUUGAUGAUGCGAUUAAGAACAACGAAAGAUUGUUCCUUUCGCAUUUCACUAGCACAACACAUCACCCGUGGGCUCUACCAAAGGGGGUCCAGAGCGAACAAUAUUUCUCUGACGAAAGUCUCAUCGGGAAGCACGAGGAUAUGAACAGUUACCUGAACUCCGUCCGCUACGUGGAUACCUGGCUAGGCGACAUGCUGAGCCUACUAGACAAGAAGGGCAUAGCCAACGAGACACUGGUGGUCUUAGUGGGAGACCAUGGUCAAGCAUUCCAAGAAGACUCACCAGUGACAGGCUGUUAUGAAAAUGGUCACAUUAGCAACUUCCGUGUCCCUCUCGUUUUCAGACACCCACUUCUACCCAAGAUCCAAAUCACAGCGAACACAACAUCGAUAUCCAUCAUCCCAACCAUUCUUGACUUGUUGGUGCAGACUAAAUCACUCAACGAGAAGGACUCGGGCAUUGCAUUGGACCUGAUGAAUGAAUACGAGGGCCAAUCGCUCAUUCGUCCAUACAAAGCCACCGACGACGGACGACAAGCGUGGAAUUUCGGUAUCAUUUCCGCAGGCGGCGAGAUGCUCAGUGUCGGGUCUGCCGCUGUACCGUAUCGACUGAUCUUACCAUUGACACAAGGGUUUGAAUUUGUCUUUUCUAAUAUAGAGACCGACCCCGAUGAGGUAAAUCUCUUGCGGGGAUGGUCGGUGGACGAUUUGGUAUCGCGGGUGCGGAGUGUCCAUGGGGACAAAGCCGGGCAGUGGGUGGCUGAAGCUGAGAAAGUGGGCAAAUGGUGGGCUGGGGAAACCAAAAGGCUGUAUAACCAUGCCGAGUGA